Cynara cardunculus var. scolymus (artichoke) is the source of this 2166-nucleotide messenger RNA. Its product is annotated as BTB/POZ domain-containing protein At2g04740. Gene Ontology annotation, cellular component: cytoplasm; ubiquitin ligase complex. Gene Ontology annotation, molecular function: protein binding. The record is from RefSeq and is a predicted model, not a curated record. The coding region runs from base 256 to 1935 and encodes 559 amino acids. The transcript is spliced from 5 exons. NCBI's taxonomy places the organism in Eukaryota, Viridiplantae, Streptophyta, Magnoliopsida, Asterales, Asteraceae.
AAGAAAUUCGGACAAGAUUAUCCAUUCAGAGAUUCUGUUCAUGAAUAGCUGAAUCAUCUUCUCUCCCCCUAUCAAUCUGAUAAACCCUAAUUAUAUCCCAAAUUACAGAGGAAAUGCUAUUUCUUCAAUUCCCAUUUUCAAUUCAUCACAAACCCAACUCAAUAACACCCUUGACUACACAAUGAAUCAACAAUUUCAUCUUUAUCACCAUAUUCAAACCCUACUACUAUUUUCAAACUCAGAAUCACAAUCAGUAUGUCCGAUUUGGACGACAUUGACCUCGACCCUGAAGACUUUUUGUCAUCAAUUCCACUGAAAAGAGUCCCAUACGGCGACGUUUUCGAAGCCUCACGCGCCGGCGACGUCGGCCGGCUGCGGUACCUGUUGGAAUCCGGUGUUAAUGUCAACGCUCGUGACCAGUGGGACUCGGUGGCUCUGUACUACGCUUGUUUAGCAGGCCAUCUCGAUGCCGCCAGGAUGUUGCUAGAGAACGGGGCGAUUUGCUCCGAACACACCUUUGAUGGUGAUCGAUGUCAUUACGCAGCGUUGAAUUUGAAGGUCAGGAAGCUGUUGAAGGCGUUUGAAGCUCGGCCACCGCCGUUGGGGCCAUUGCAGGGGGCUUUGAGAGAAACAUUUCUGGGGUCUAUGGCAAAUAGAGGAUAUGUAGAGCAGUUUGAUGGCCAAUUUCAGUUUACAGGAUCCAGUCCUAGCUAUUUCCCUCCGGAUUUCGUAUUUUAUCUGCAUGGAAGACCUAUCGAAGCUCACAGAGUCAUAUUAAGUGCUCGGUCACCUUACCUCAAGAAAAAAUUCCAGACUGAUUGGAGGGGUCGCAAGGAAAUAAGAUUCUCGAAGGAAAAGUUGUCUUAUCCUGCAUUUUACAGCCUUAUUCACUUCUUUUACUCCGAUAGACUCGAGAUUGCUGUGGAUGACAUGGAAGAUCUUGUGAGAAUAUGCAAAGUUUGUAAGUGUGAAUCAUUACAGAAGGUCAUAGAGAAAGAAGUGAGCCAUCAAAAAUACGCAGAUUACAAAGCACUGCAAGAUAUAGACAAUUCCCAAAGACGAUUUAUCUUACAGGGCUCUUCUCUACCUGAAGAUGAGCGUCUCCCUGCUGCCUUAUCACGUCUUCUUCAAAUUUCUCUUGGUAAUUCUACCAAAGAGCGGAAUCUUGAUGAUCUUGUGUCACGGGUAGCGUCGGUAAAGAUAAGUGAAUUUGAGGAUGAUCUUGCAGAUGUUAGUAUAAAAGUUGAUGAUAAGAUUUUCCGUUGCCAUCAAGUUAUCUUGGCUUCAAGAUCUGAGUACUUCAAAACAAGACUAUCCCGAAUGGAGGAUUUCCUUGAAGGAAAGGACGGUUUACCAGAUUACACUCUUCCUCUUCUCGAGGAACAUGAUCUUAGCAUGGAAGCUUUUGAGAAAAUGAUAGAGUACAUGUAUACUGAUAGCUUAAAAGAUGUCGACCCUGAUCAGGCAGAAGAAAUGUUUGAUGCUGCUUCAAGAUAUUUAUUAUUUCCUCUCAAACGUGCUGUAGCUGAUGCUCUGUUGCCUCAUUUAGAAAUGGUUCCUCCUGCAGAAUUGUGCCACUGGUUAAUAUUAUCAGACAUGUAUGGUGUUUUGAAGAUUCGAGAACAUUGUCUGGAUGUAAUAGCUUGCAACUUUGAGACAUUUGCAGAUACACGGGAAUUCAGAGCAAUCCUUCUAACGCUGCCUCCACCAUCAGGAGAUUCAUCACUUCGUACUACUGCUCCAAGUGCUCCGGGAGCAGAGAUAAAGAUGACGGAAGGGAAUAUUCUAGAUGAUUUACGUGAGAAAUGGCUGGAGGUUGAGGCCGGAGAACUUGACAAAAGAGACGAAAGCGCACUGCUUUUUGACAAGCGCCUCGAGAUGCUUAUGCUGGUGGCAGAACAAGAGCAAUCUGUUGCGGCUUAUGACAACCUUUGAGCAACGAUAUUUCUUCUAGAUAAUCUGUUUUUGCAGCAAAUCAAGUAAGAUAGAAUAGUGUACAUGUCAUUUUCUUUACUUCCUUCCGUUUACGCCUGGAUUUCAGAGUAGUUGUUCUCCAGAAUGUGGGAAACAUGUUAGAUUUUGUCACCUGCAUUAUAAAUUUAAUAUGACUUUGUACGUUUUCUUAAAGAUUGGAACUCAAUAUGGUAAUUCAAUUUGAAAGUUAAA